This is a messenger RNA of Suillus fuscotomentosus, 684 nucleotides long. RefSeq lists its product as uncharacterized. Bases 291 to 548 code for a protein of 85 amino acids. The transcript is spliced from 4 exons. The record is from RefSeq and is a predicted model, not a curated record. Lineage: Eukaryota; Fungi; Basidiomycota; Agaricomycetes; Boletales; Suillaceae.
AACAAUGAUUAUAUUGUAUUUUGUAAGAGUGUGAAUGACAUACUGAUCACUUCAGUUGUCUAAUUUACGACCUUUAUUUUAUCUACAGGCCUUUCUGACAAGGGAGUAAUGUAUAGCAUAACACUGGAAGAAUCUAUAGGCCUCUUCGGAUGGUCCAGUCGCUUUUCCAAUGCUACUCUAUACCAUCUCUGCUAUGCUGCCAGCUUUCCGGUAUAAAAAAGUCGAAGGAAAGACGAUGAUCCCCCCAACAUUCUUUGCUUAUUUCCUCUGAUCUCUUCGAAACAUCACCAAUGCCAAACGCAGAACAGAACAGAUUGGGGUUGAAUAACCUCUUGCAACAACGAUACGGCACAAGUGCUGCUUCUCACUUGCGAUGGGAAAGUGUCAAAUAUGGCGAUGAUCAUAAUCCUACUUGGACUUUUAUUGUUUAUAUCGAUAAUAUUGAGUACGGACGGGGUUCUGGCGGUGACAAGGGGUCUGCGAAGGAGAUGGCAGCAGGAGUUGGCCUUAUGCAGCUUCGAAGGCAGUGGGCUCAUCUAUUGCUCUAGAUGCUGUUGGAACCUGGGCCAAGAGAAGUUGCGAGCGCAUUCAGGCGACGUCCGACUCGUUGACGUCGGCCGUAGAUCUACAAUUCCAAUUGUCACUUCCUUCACUACGAUAAUUCACUAUACUGAUUCCCUUGAA